AUGCAAGCAUCCAACAAACUCAAGUCCACCUUUGUGGAGGGGAAGCAGACGUUUGGCGCGUGGCAGAUGCUCCCUGGGGCCAAUGUCUCCCGGCUCUUGGCGCGUUCCGGCGUGGACUGGGUGUUGAUCGACUGCGAGCACGGCAACAUUGACGGGGCCUUGGACAGCGGUGCUCAUGGUAUCAUUGUGCCCUUGGUGCGCACAGUGGAAGAGGCUAAGCAGCUGGUGCUGGACGCCAAGUUCCCUCCCCUGGGGCGGCGAGGCUUUGGCUCGCUCAUCGCGCUUGAGAGAUUCAACCCCAACCCCACUCUAACCGAGUAUCUUCACCAAGCCAAUGACGCCCUCGUGACGAUCAUUCAGAUCGAGACCCGCGAGGCAUUUGAGUCAGUCGAGGAGAUUGCGGCUGUGGAUGGAAUCGACGCGCUCUUUAUUGGUCCGUUCGAUCUCGGAAACAACAUCGGUUAUCCUAUUCAGAAAGGUAUAAUGGGGCCGGAACUAAAGGAGGCCCUUGCUCGCAUCCUAGCAGCAACGCGAAGGGCUAGCAAGAAGUGCGGAAUCUACUGCAAAGACGCGCAGCAGGCUAGGGAGUUUGCUGCUCAAGGCUAUGACAUGCUCGUAGCUGCUACUGAUUACACCACUCUCCAAACUGCUGUUAAUGGAGAGGUGACUUCAGCAAAGGGUGAGCAAGCUGGCAAGGGAACCUGGUGA
Molecule: messenger RNA, 708 nt
Organism: Fusarium falciforme
Lineage: Eukaryota; Fungi; Ascomycota; Sordariomycetes; Hypocreales; Nectriaceae
Product: HpcH-HpaI domain-containing protein
Exons: 4
Coding region: 1-708 (235 amino acids)
Cellular component (GO): cytoplasm
Molecular function (GO): aldehyde-lyase activity
Source: RefSeq, a predicted model, not a curated record